Molecule: messenger RNA, 6168 nt
Organism: Corvus hawaiiensis (hawaiian crow)
Lineage: Eukaryota; Metazoa; Chordata; Aves; Passeriformes; Corvidae
Gene: VWA3A
Product: von Willebrand factor A domain containing 3A
Exons: 34
Coding region: 232-3765 (1177 amino acids)
Source: RefSeq, a predicted model, not a curated record
AGCGGCGCGCCGGAGCCGGCCCCGUCUCCAGCGGCAACGCCGCAACACCGGGCGGGGACCGGGUUGGGCCCCUGCGCUCCCGGGGCCCCGCACAAGGGAAGAGUCGGGGCAGUGCCGGGAGGUGCUGAGAGGGUAGGGUUUAGGGGGUCCCUGUCACUGGGGCGGUGCCCAAGGAGGGAGGACGGGGCACGGGAGAGCCUUUUCCCCCGUCAGGCUAAGUCUAUUCAUAUAAUGGAUACACACGUCAGGAAAAUGGCGUGGUUGUUGGACAAUGAUCAAUAUUUGGAAAAAACUGGGUUGACAAAACGCCAUCUACAGGGUGAUUGUCCACCAUGGCAAGAUUUUGCUGUGCCUCAUCUAGGACCAGAUAAUGGAUUGCUGGAAAAACAUACCAGCAAGACACAAGACGUGCUGAGAGGAGAAAUGAAGAAAACACAGUCUCAAAAGGUGCAAACAACAGAAGAAUGGAUAAGAAACUACAGUUUGGAAUCCUUGCAAUUAACAUUCGAGUAUCUGUGCUCCAGGAAUUCAGGGAAUGGUGUUGAAGAGAUGGAGUUUACAGAGGAGACCGUUACCGAUUUUGAAUCCAGAAUUUCUGAAGUGAUUGAACUCUAUCAGCACCGAAUUCAGUGGCUGUUGCAGGACAGCAGAAAGGUGUUUGGUGUUAUAAAAGGAACUAAAGUUGGACUUUUGGUUGAUGUGUCUCAUUUGAGUUACGGACCUAGACUACUGGAUUUUCAGAAGAACCUUUUGUGCUUAAUGGAUGAACAGCUUUGUUAUAAGAAGCAAUUGUACUGCCUCUCAUUCAGUACAGAAAUUUCACCACUGUGGGAGAGUCCAAAAACGAUCAAUGUUCAUGUGCUACAUGAAGCAAGACAGUGGAUACAAGAGCUGGAGCCUGGUCGAGGCUGCAAUUUGCUGAAAGCUUUGAGGCAUGUCCUCACGAUGAAAGAACUGAAUUCCUUGGUUCUUAUUGUAGGAAGCUGCCCUGAUCAGUCUUUUGAAAUAUUAUGUGAUUAUGCUCAGCAGUGUAUGCUGGGGAGAAAACUGCAGAUUCACACUGUUACAUAUGAUUGCAGCAACCCUGCUUCUCUGGCAGUUCUAAAGAACCUUGCAGAAGCUGUAAGAGGCCGUUACCAUUGCUACUCUUCCAGCGGAGAGAAAUUCGAUAGCAGUGAUUUUCAUCUGCUACUUCAGGAAUCCCAGAAGGCUAAGGACCUACUCAACAGCAUCAAACAGACUUUUCAAAGAAGAGUUGGUGGCUUGCUUAGUAGUAAAACAGCAGCUGUUUCCACAACAUUUGCAAGUACAGCACCUUCCAGCUUCUUCCCAAAGCCUCCAAAGCACAAAGGACCAUUAGUUAUUCAAACACCAGGCAUCCUGGCCAAAACCUCAGCAGACUGGUUAAAGACAUAUGGAUUGAAAGCUAAAAAGUUAGACUUUUAUCAAGUUUUGGCUCCCAAUGCUUUCUCUCCUGUGGAAGAUUUUGUACCUAUUCUUAAAAAAACAGUAUCAUCAACUCUACAUGAGAAAGUGAUGAUGCAGUUUGAAUGGUAUGAUGGAACUGUGAAAAAUAUCCAUGUUGACCUCCCAGUAUUGUACAACUAUCAGAAAAUCCUUGCUAAAAUGGUAAGAAUCUAUGAGAAACGAAUUGACUGGCUGUCUGUUGCUAGCAGAAGAAUAUGGGGAAGUGUUUGUGAAAGAAGGGUGGUUAUACUUGUUGAUAUAUCAGCAACAAACUCUACCUACAUUUCUCAUAUCCAACAUUCUUUGCGACUUUUACUUGAGGAACAAAUGUCAAACAAGGAUUAUUUCAAUAUUAUAGCAUUUGGGAGUGACAUUGUGCCUUGGCAGCAGGAACUGCUUCCUUCCCAACCAGAAAACUUAGAAAAGGCUUGGAGGUGGGUGUUGAGGUUGGAGUGCAAGGGCAGCAGAAAUUUCUUGAGUGCACUCAGGAGAGCUGUGGAAGUUGACUUCAAAGACAAAGACAAACACAAAUCACAGGGACUCUACCUGCUGGCUACUGGAAUACCUGAUCAGGAAACACACACAAUCAGUGCUUACGUGGCUGAGGUUUGCAGAGGUUUUGAUUUACAGCUCCAUGUCUGUCUGUUCAGUGCAGUGAAGGGCACUGACUCCAGCGGGGUUAUUCCAGCCCGCUACGCCACCCCAAGGGAAACUGCCAGUGCUUUUAAAGAAAUUGUGCAGGCAGCCAACGGGAGGUUUCACUGGUUUGGAGAAGCAGGUAUUUUUGAAAGUGAUGAUAUUGCCAGUAUUAUAUCUGAAAUGGAAAAAGCAAAGAACUACUCUCAAAAGUGUGCAUUCCUAGUGGAGUCCUUAAAGCAACGCUCAGUGAAUCAGUCUGUGACACCCCUUACACCACAAGGAGACUCAAAUGUGCUUACAAAGAAGGAGAAAAAAAAGCCACAGAAGGUGCCAUCUCCUAAACCCACAGCUGUGCUUAAGGAUGUUAAAGGCAACCAUGGUGCAGAGAGAAACACUCCUGUAAGAGUCCUGGCAUGGCGUCCUCCUAGUGCCAAAGCAGAAAUUCCACCCGCACAAAGAGCAAAAGAAUGGCCUCAGACUGAGAAUAAAGGAAAGCACAAACCAAGGAAGCAACCAGAGCUUUCUGUGUCUGUAUUUUACACUGAUGAAGGAAGAAGUGUGGGUACAGUAUAUCAGAAGUAUCCAAAGGCAAAGUGCAUAAGAAAAUCUGUUUCCUCUGUCACAUUGCCAGAGGAAGAGGAAAUCUCUUCAAGCAAAGAGUGGCUGAGCAAGUACAGUAUUAAAAAACUUAAACUGGAAUUGCCCAGACUGAUGUUUGGUCCAGGCUGUACCCACCAGAAGAAAACUGUGGAGUCUCUGCACAAGAAAGUAUCAGCAAAAUACUGUUCCAUCUUCCCCAGUGCAGAAAUCAAUGGGGUGGUGAAGCAUCUGCAGUUCCACCCCAGAGAACUGGAAAUCUACACAGAACAACUGGGGAAGGUGUUGCAGCGUUAUAUCCAGAGAAUGCAGUGGCUUCUCUCAGGCAGCCGAAGAUUGUUUGGUACCAUUUUAGAAGCAAAUGUCUGUGUUUUGAUUGAUACAUCUGGUUCCAUGGACCCAUAUUUGCCACCCAUCACAAAAGAACUUACCUCCCUUAUCUGGGAACAGCUGAGAAAAAAUGAAGUCAGGUUUAACCUGCUGAGAUUUGCAGAAAAUACAGAGAGUUGGAAAGAGUAUCUUGUAGAGGCAACUGAUGAAACCUGCCAUGAUGCUGUGCAGUGGGCUUCCACAUGCCAUGCUCAUGGCAACUCCUGCAUGCUUGCAGCUUUACAGAAGGCUUUCAGUUUCCAAGGUGUAGAGGCACUGUAUCUAUUGACUGAUGGGAAACCAGACACCAGUUGCAGUCUGAUUUUGAAAGAAAUUGGAAGACUGAGAAAGAAACAAGAUAUUAAAAUCCACACCAUUUCUUUUAGCUGUGCAGACAGAGAAGCUGUAGAAUUCCUCAAGAAGCUUGCUUCCCAAACAGGAGGGCGCUUCCACUGCAGUUCUGGAGGUGAAGAUGGACAAUUAGCAGCACACAGAAUAUUGACAGAGGGGCUGGAUGAUGAAGAUGAUCCAGUUUUCCCUUACUUUGAAGGAGAUGAUUUAAAGAAACUUACUCAAGAAGUAGCAAAAGCUCGAAGUUUUUUAAAGCAGGCAAAAUCUUGGAGAUUAUUGCUUGAAAAAUGGAAGACAAGCCAAAAGGACAGUUCUAGCUUUCAGAAAAGUGCUCAGGAUUAAAUUUUAGACGAAGAAAAGAUGGUGAAGAGGUCUGGAAUCAUACCACUUACCUGCUUCUUUUCAAAGUGUGCUCAGAGCUUCCAGCUUCAAGAAGAAAAAGAGAAGAUUUAUUCUUUGUUGUCACAAGUGCUGGCAAGACAAGAAGGUGCAGAUGGUAAGUGCUGCACUGACUCCACCUGCAGAUUUUGCAGGAUUCAAAGUAAAUCAAGCCCUGAACUCUACGAAGUUUAAAUAUAAGUAGAGGAUAGUUUUCAAUAUAGCUAAUACAAAUUUUAAAAGUGUAUGUAUUUCUAAAAUAACCAGUAGUUACACAGGGUCACAACUUUUGUUUCUCUUCUACUCAUCAUAUUAAUAAUUCCUUCAAUUAGUUGCUGGUAUGCCUAAAUUGUCUUUUUUGUCAGUUGGUUUGAGAUUUCUUUGCCGGUGCUUAUUAUCCAUAAUAGUUGGGACAGAUGGCUGUGAUGUUAGGAAGAGAAUUCUUUAUGCCAGUUUUGCAUAGAAAGUCCAAGAAAUAACCUUAGUGCAGAAAACAAAGCUUGUAAUUCAUGGUUUUGCACAGAGAAGUUUUGCUAAUAAUUAUUUCAACUCUUUGCUUUUCAUGUUGGCAGUAAAGAAAGAUUUAGAGUUGAUGAUUCAGAAAUUAUCAGACAUGCAAGAAAGUAAUACCCUGUUGCUGGUGUAGCCUGGUUGUGUCUGUAUAACCAGACACUGCCAAUCUUCUGAGCAAUUCUGUUCUUACACAGUUCCUGUCUAGAAAGAUUUAAAAUAUGUUUGCUAGUGCUAGUUGAUUUAUGAAAUAUAUUUGUUUUUUACUGAUUUCUGUAAUGACAGCUCAUUAGUAUUUUGUAGACGUUCACCGUUGUCUUUUAGAGGGUUAGAAAUUCAUCUCAGGUGUUUAAUGUAUGUAAUAUAAUAAAAAUGGAUUCAGACUUCAAAAUUCAGAUACUCGAUCUGUGUUUAUUCAGAGCCAUUUGCAUCUCCUGAGUGCCAGCUUAUGGGGAUGACUGGGUAUCCUGUGAUAUGGGAGAUGGUGUCUUUUCUGUCCCUUUAUCUCUUUUAUCUCUACAAAGAAUUGAAGAUUAUUUCUAUCAUAAAUGUAUCUUUUUACUGUUGUAUGCUCUGAGCCAGGUGACUCCAGCCUUCCAUUGUUAGUACCAGCCUUCACUGGAAUACUGCAGUUAAACUGGUGCUUUGUGCUAUGCAUCACCUUCUGUGAUUUUGUUUGUGGAUGUCUGUAACUGCUGAAAUGAUUUGAUAUGAAAAUGUUAAUUGUAAAUUAACAGGAUUGGUUACAUUUCUGUUUGGGGUAUAGAAAUACUAGAUGAUGAUCACUGAUAAAAUGAGGAUUUGUACUAACAGAAAUGUUAAAACAGUAAAUCCAGGUAGAAAGGAUGAGCUUUCUGUAUUGCCAAAAAGGGUUUCUUAUUAGUUCCUUGGAGGAUUUAAGAAAUGUCACAGUACUGCAGCAUAGAUUCUUACAUUCCUAUAAAAGUACUUUAAAAGAACUUAAAAUGAAUUACACUUAUGCAGGUGUGUGGUAUCAGAGGCUCUUUGUGAAGUAAGAUCAUAAUGAACAUGUUGGAUUUUGCAAAUGUGGAUAAGCAUCAGAGUAUUUCAGUCUGUUGUGUUAGAUUGCAAUUGUCAGGGUCUUUUUCCCACCAUACAGUAUUUGGUGUUCAGAGGUUUUACUCCAUCAAAACAAUUGCAUUUACACAGUGUCUCCGUUGGCUGAUAGUGGAUCUGUAACCCUAAAUUUGGGGCAGCCUACAUGAAUACUCAUCACUGAGCUGUUUGUUUCAGCUUGGACUGGGCGUUUGUUUCUGUGGGCAGAGCACAGCACGUUGCUCUGGUUCUCCUGAGCAUGAUCUCACACUCGAAGUAGGUGUUGGGAACCCAGAGCCUUCUCUUGCUGGUGGUGUGAGCUAAGGGCUUCUCAGCCUCCUGUUAAGAAAAAUGCAAUGAAAAGUAAGGAGCAAGUGUUGAUGUUAGAAUUUGUAUGAGCACAGAAGCUGUAAAAUAGUCAGAUAUUACAGCAUUGAGCCAUUGCACCCCAUCCAAGGUCUCUUCUUUUGUGUGUUCAGCCUGUGCAGCCGAAGCCAUGUGGUCUUGCAGGCUGGUCAGCCCUGCUACCUCCUCAGAGCAGCUCCUUCCUUUAAAAUACAGAUUCUGUCUCCUUACUACCUACCUGGAAACUCCCAUCCUACGUGCUCCUAUCAGUCUGAGGGCUGCUCAGCCAGGAAGACAUUUUCAGCAGAUGCCUCAGUGGGGAUGACCUGAGUAAUACUCGGUUUGUGACCUCAGUGUCGAUCUGUCAGCUCUGUGUCAUUUGCUUUCCUGGUUUGUGCUUGCUGGAAUGCAACUCACUGUAUUCAAGACAUAAUAAAAGAGGAGUUUUAUAAUUGA